Chanos chanos (milkfish) is the source of this 1672-nucleotide messenger RNA. It is a transcript of the gene acads, whose product is annotated as acyl-CoA dehydrogenase short chain. Gene Ontology annotation, molecular function: short-chain fatty acyl-CoA dehydrogenase activity; flavin adenine dinucleotide binding. The record is from RefSeq and is a predicted model, not a curated record. NCBI's taxonomy places the organism in Eukaryota, Metazoa, Chordata, Actinopteri, Gonorynchiformes, Chanidae. Gene Ontology annotation, cellular component: mitochondrion. The transcript is spliced from 10 exons. Bases 18 to 1238 code for a protein of 406 amino acids. Gene Ontology annotation, biological process: fatty acid beta-oxidation using acyl-CoA dehydrogenase; butyrate catabolic process.
GAAAGAAUAGAGCAGAGAUGGCAGCACUUUUAAAAGCGCGGAGAGCUCUUGGUGUGGCUGUUGGGUGUACCACACGCCGUCUGUCCCAGCUGGCAGAGUUGCCAGAGAUCCACCAGAUGCUGCGGCAGACGUGCCGUGACUAUGCAGACAGGGAAUUGGCUCCAGUCGCUGCCCAACUUGACCGGAAUCACUCCUAUCCCGCUAAGCAGGUGCAGGAGCUGGGAGCUCUGGGCGUCAUGGCAGUGGAGGUCCCAGAGAGCCUGGGGGGGGCGGGGCUGGACUACCUCGCCUACAGCUUGGCCGUGGAGGAGCUGAGCAGGGGAUGCGCUUCCACAGGCGUCAUCGUUAGUGUCAAUAAUUCGCUGUAUUUGGGGCCAAUCCUGAAAUUUGGCACCGAGGAACAGAAAGAACAGUGGAUUCCUCCUUUCACCACGGGAGAAAAAGUUGGCUGCUUCGCUUUGAGUGAGCCAGGGAACGGCAGUGAUGCGGGUGCGGCGUCGACGCUGGCCCAGCAGGACGGUGAGGAGUGGGUGCUGAACGGGACAAAGGCCUGGAUCACCAACAGCUGGGACGCUUCUGCUACCGUUGUUUUUGCCACUACUGACAGGAGCCUUAAACAUAAGGGAAUCAGUGCCUUCCUGGUGCCGAUGCCACAUCCAGGUUUGUCUCUGGGGAAGAAGGAGGACAAGCUGGGAAUCCGCGCCUCCUCCACAGCCAACCUGAUCCUGGAGGACUGUCGCAUUCCCCUGGGCAACAUGUUAGGGCAGCGUGGAAUGGGCUUUAAGAUUGCAAUGCAAACCUUGGACAGUGGGCGGAUAGGUAUAGCUGCACAAGCCUUAGGAAUCGCGCAGGCUGCCCUGGACUGCGCAGCCGAUUACGCACACAAACGGACGGCAUUCGGAGCCCCUAUAGGGAAAAUGCAGGCCAUACAGUUUAAGUUGGCGGACAUGGCUGUGGCGUUGGAAAGCGCUCGUCUCCUUACCUGGAAAGCUGCCCUGCUACGAGAUGCAAAGAAGCCUUUCUCUAAGGAGGCAGCAAUGGCCAAACUGGCUGCGUCUGAAGCCGCCACCUUCAUCUCACACCAGGCGAUUCAGGUGCUGGGGGGAAUGGGCUUCGUGACAGACAUGCCCGCGGAGAGACACUACAGAGACGCCCGCAUCACCGAGAUCUACGAGGGAACCAGUGAAAUCCAGAGACUGGUCAUCGCCAGUCACGUCUUAAAGGAGUAUCAGCCGUAGGUCCCUGAGGCAGAGAAGCUAAAAAAAUGUUUACUCCUGCAAAACAAACUGCCUUAGUGCCUUGGAUGUCUGGUUCAGUCAUCAAGAGUUCUUUUCAUUAUGAAUAGCAAAACCACAUGAUUCCUGCAGUUGUCAGCAGGAAUUUGGAAUUGGAGCAGCUCUAAGGUGAAGUUUGGCUCUGGUGACUUUCACUCUCAUCUGGAAGCAGUCAUCCUCAUGGUCCGUGUGGCGCUGGAUUGACUGGGUCACAUCAUCACUUCCGUUUCUUACCACAAGAGUGCAGUAGAGCGUCGGAGUUUUGGAAGAGAAACGGCCUAGAUUACCUCCCACAAUUCAAAAUAAAAUACUCACAAACUGAGACAGCCAAGUGCUUUUGCUCUGAAUGAUAAUAUAUUGUUUGAUUGUAAAUAAUCGUGUGACAGAACACUUUUGAA